Physcomitrium patens is the source of this 2997-nucleotide messenger RNA. The record is from RefSeq and is a predicted model, not a curated record. Lineage: Eukaryota; Viridiplantae; Streptophyta; Bryopsida; Funariales; Funariaceae.
CUUCCCGGCGCCUGUGCUCGCCUGGCUGCGUCUUUUUCUUCCGCCAAUGUCGUGACUGUGGCGCCACCUCCUCCUUUAUUUCUCAAACGGGUUUUUUGUCUCGUUCUUUUUCAUGCAGUAUUUAGGGGGACCCAUAAAGUCGAUUGUAAUUUAAAGGCCGUUGAAUGAGGCAAUGCGGGUUGCGUGGAGCCUAAGUUGUGUUUUGAUUCUGCUUUUGGGAUUUUAUAAUGGUGAUGGUGAUUGCGGGUGCUGGGUUACGGACGACGAGCUGGGUUGCUGUUGUUGUUGGAGGGGAGUGGAAAAGGAACUGGUUAUGAGGGAGCUGUAAGCUAGGAGAUGGAGCUUUGAUGAGGGCAUGUGUUGGUUUUGUAGACUAGGGUCAUCUUGAGUGCGGGGAGAAAAGAAUGUGGUACCUCAAGCUUUCAUUCCCUCUCUGCGUCUGUGUACAGUGCGAGGAGCAAUCUGAUUGUGAUCGUUUACGGCUUCAGAGGUUGGCGGGGGGCAACCUCCUCAUAUCGACAGGGAAAGUUGAAUGCGGAAGCUGUGAUGUCACUCGCCAUGUUGAGAGAGGGGUGGAUGAUGCGGUGUUGUAGCGACGGUGUAGCAGCAGCAGCAGAUAUCGAUUGUUGCUAGGGAUUGGAGGGCUCUUGUUAGUGAAGUCUUCUAAUUUGUGGUAAUGUGGUCUUCUAUAGCUCGGAACCUCGUUUGGACGACUGCUGCAAAGGUUUCAGCUUAAUUUUGGUGUUCUGGCACCUGGUAUUCAGGGUGACCUAGACUGAGAAGCAAAAUCGUGUAGAAUCAAGACAAUUUGUAAGCAGCUAUUGCCAAUUGCACUUAGCAUUGAUUGGUGUAUCGUAGUUGUGUUGCAUUCCGCGCUGCACAGAUUUAGAUUGGUGUUGGCAGUGCAUCUUUGCGUCAUCGUCAAGACGCUGUCGAUACGAACGUAGAGUACGAAUAUAUAUAUAUAUAUAUAUAUAUAUACAUGCUUUCCCAAUCACCUUUUAAACAGACGUGGAAAGAACUGGAACUGUUGCACAAAAUCAUAGGCGUGCUGUAGAAACUAAGCGAGUUGACAGAGGUUGGUGCAUUGCGACUUUUGCUUUUACAGAAUAUUUUGGCAGAGUAAAGCCCAAGCAUUGCGAGCGAUGGCUAUUCAGUAGGAUUCGUUUUCCAGAAGCUAGUUAGGUUAAGACGUAGGCAAUGGCAGCGGGUGAUUUCAGCAAUGUUGAAAUUGAGAUCCGUCAGCAGAUCGAUAGAUGGGUGGCCAGUUUGGAGGCUGAGGCAAACCACGUGAGUGCCAAGCGGGACGCGGCUCUUGGGCUGCGGUCACUCACGAGGAAAAGCUCAUUGAACCGGGAGUACAUUGCAACGAAGGGCGCGAUUCCGGCGAUCGUGUCUGUUUUGCGCGACAGCACCGACCCUGAAACCAAGAAACAUGCGGUUACUCUCCUUCUCAACCUCUCCAUCCAUCCCAACGUGAAAGACGAGAUAAUGGCAGCGGGCGCUCUCGAUCCUAUCGUGCAAGUGCUGAAAUACGGCGACUGCGAAGCCCGGGCGAAUGCUGCCGCAGCAUUGUUCAGCCUCUCCACCAAGACUACAACGAACAAAGCACUCAUCGGGAGCUCAACAGACGCUAUCCCUGCCCUCGUCAAGCUCCUGACAGAAGGCACCACGCGAGGAAAGAAAGACGCGGCGAGUGCUAUCUUCGAUCUCGCAAUCUGUCACGAAAACAAGGCAAUUGCAGUGCGAGCUGGUGUAAUCCCGCCCCUCGUGGAUCUGCUUCUCGACGAGAAGCAAGGCAUAGUGGACGAAGCCCUCGCAACCCUCGCAAUCUUAGCCACUCACGUGGAGGGCCAGGCUGAAAUUGGCCGGGUGGGCGCGUUGCCUCUCCUCAUCGAUAUCAUAUCCGAGAGCAGCCCACAGAACAAAGAGAACGCCGCAGCUAUUCUUCUGGAGCUGUGCUGCAGUGAUCCCAACAACACUUACAUGUCUGCGAAGCUGGGCGUGUGUGGACCUCUUGGCGAGCUCUGUAGCACCGGCACGAGCAAGGCCCGCCGGAAAGCGCGCAAGCUCCUGGACCUGCAGCGGCAUGCCCAACACAGACACGGUCACUUUGGUGCCAGAUCCUUCUGUGAAUGCCUGCAGAAUUCAAUUAUAGAGUACAGGCCCUCGAUUUUCAAGCGUGGUACUGCGAGCCCUUCGAUUUCUCGUGAGGAGCUCCCUUUCGCCGGUUCAAUUAAUUUUGUAAGUGGCUCUGGGGCUCAUCGUGUUGGCUUAGCAAGGCCACGUUCGUCGGCUUCCGGCUUGUGCCUUUUGGCACGCAGUAGUACCUCUGGCAACCAACACUACAGUGUCAGUGACAGCUUGGGACGAGAUGUUUUGGAGCACCUUCAGUCUCAGUUUGCCUGCAUCGUAGAUUGAGAAGUCGAAACGAAUUGCAACAGAGCACUGACACUUCUGAAUCUCCACUCACGUGUAGCUCGUGUGACCAGGUUUGACGCUGUAAAAGCCUCAUAUAAUGUGCCAAGUGGCUUCUCCGUCCCCAUUUCGCACACUACUUUUUUCUGAGGACCAAUUCUAACUUAGAUCCGCGCAAUCCUCCGACUCUGGCUUAACUCAUGGAUCUGAGACCACAAUUCCUCAUCAAACAGCCUAGUCCAGAGAUUCUAGCCUUGACGUAUCACAGCUACAACAGAUUGCUUGCCCUCGAUCGACAGGAUUUCGUCAACCAGGGUGUUCCAGAUGAACGAGAGCUUGGACAAUGUGUUCGAUUUCUGGUGUUAGAGACCAAUUUUCACAAAACUAGCUUUAGAAAACUCCUGUUCAAAAAUGUUUUUGGCAUAGUCACCUCCCACUAUUCAUCCUAGCUCAAUUGCAAUCUAACAUGAUGGAGAAUGUGCUAACUUGCAAUGCAUUGUCUUGUUUUUAGAAGUGAGUGAACUACUCUACUUCUAUUAUUGUCCUUUGAAGGUUGUGGACUACCCACUUUUAAUUUAA